Molecule: messenger RNA, 10341 nt
Organism: Porites lobata
Lineage: Eukaryota; Metazoa; Cnidaria; Anthozoa; Scleractinia; Poritidae
Source: the annotation of a GenBank genome assembly
AUGACCGAAACAAAAAAAUUUCAAGUUCCUUCUCCUAUCCCAGAGAAGCUUUAUAGGCUAAUAGACGGUUUUCGUCUGUCUAAAGCGCUAUUUGCAGCAUGUGAAUUGGAAGUCUUCGACAAACUGCGAUCUGCAUCCUCACCACAAUCGGCCGACGACAUAACAAAGGCAUUGUCCUCCGAUCUUGACGCCACUACACGUCUCAUGGACACCCUUGUGGCAAUGGAAUUGCUAGAAAAAUUCAAACAGGGUGACCAGUGGUUGUACAGUAAUUCUGAAAUGGCCACUAAAUUUCUCACCAAAGACAGUCCAGAUUCGUAUCUAGAUAUGAUCGCAUUGAUAAACAAAACGACAUAUUUCAUGUUUGGAAAUUUAGAAAGCGCAGUUCGCGAGGGAACUACACAGUGGAAGAGGACGUUUGGAAUGUCUACAGAGGAAAGUUUUGCGAACUUUUAUAACACCGAAGAAGCCAAAUUACGGUUCAUGGGUGCCAUGCAUUGUAAUUACCUCUAUGCAAGUUAUGCUGCUGCUAAAGCCAUUGAUCUAAGCGCGUACAGAAGCUGCUGUGAUCUAGGAGGUAAGUCAAAAAACGGAACGUUCGUAUACAUCACACGCCAUUUUUAUAAGAAAUGUAAGACUGAAAUGGAAAAACCUUUGCCUGUCAGCACUGUGAAAACAAUACUGGCUGAAGUUUAUUCCACCUCUUCUGAACGAGCAAUAUAAAGAAACCGCGAUCAAAAAGAACGAAACCGCGUUUGGUCUCACAGCGGCUAAACUAAAUUAAUAGUCGACUGAAUGCAAUAAUAUAGAGAAAUUUUGAGCCAAGAAAAAUGUCUUAAGGAAUUUGCAUAAUAUAGUCAGACUUUCUUUCCAAAUGUAUCUUAUUCUUCUUUUCUUAAACUGCUGUCCCAUUUUAAUUACGCUCACAGUCCUGGCUGGGGAUACUUAGGCCAAUUUAGUAGAGAUAAUUUAUAACACGAAACUCUAUAGUAAAAAACAUUGUUAUAAUCUCGGUUUAUUCAUUUAUUUAUUUAUCUCUUCAAAUUAGAGGAAAAGCUUGCGCUCUAUGGAACUGUCCGCAUGCCCAUUUACGUAGAAAAACCAGUCGUAGGGGUUCGCAUCAAAUAAAAUUCAAGACUUCUGUUCAAAUUCCGUUAUGAAAUUGGGAAAAUCGCUCCUAUUUACCAGAAAAAUGGCCACAACAGCCUUAAAUUAGAAAUAAGAUAGAGAUGGAGAAAUGCGUUAACUUCCGUUUUUAACAUCCCGGAUGGGGAAAACACGGCUACCUUUUUGGAGGUCACGUGUCUGCCAAGAAUUUUUCGCUGGGUUUACACAAAAAUUCUAUCCAAGCAAGAUUUUCGGAAAAUUAGUUGUAAAUGUGGUAAACUGCAAACGAUCUAUGACUCUGUUUGCUGAAAUGGACUUUUAAAAUUCCCUAUUUCUCCCUGCUCUAGGGGCUGUGGGUACUCUAGCCUAUGCUCUCUGUCAGUUCUACCCUGAAAUGAAGGUAACAGUUUGUGACUUGGAGUCAGCCGUGAGUUUAGCCCAUCACUUCCGACCAUCAGUGGAAGCUUGCCCAAAUCAAGCCAAUGUUUCUUUUGCGGUCGGCGAUUUCUUCAAACCUGAAACCAUACCAAAGGCUGAACUGUAUGUGUUGUCUCACGUUCUCCACGACUGGUCAGAGGAUAAAGUUGACUUGAUUCUUUCAAAUGUCUACAAGUGCUUACCCUCAGGUAAUUUUAAUAGAAAGAAGGUUUUACCGUUCUUUAAGGGAUCCAGCACGCACGUACGGAAGUACGUGCGUGCGGCGUCAAGGGCCAUAAUUAAAUCCAAGCAGAAAAUACUAGGUUCCGCAUGUAACUUACAGUUACGUGAGGAUCAAGAAAACGGGGUUUAUUAUGUCUCUGGUUAAAUUACAGACUGAGAGGGCAUCGAGGAUUACAGUUCAAGCAGGAAAGCUGCAAAUGAUCGAUGUGAGUGAAAUCCUACACACGAGCGUCAAAAAUCGUGGCUUUGUGACGGCAAAACACUUUACACACCCAUAUUAAAGUCCAACCUUACAAGAAACGCCGUAACAGCUUUACAAUGUUCUUCGCUCAUGAAUUGUAAGCAAAACGAACUUUCAUUUUGAAUUCACGGUCUUUAGUCUUCAAGUGAAACGAGCCCUCAAACUGACUGAUGAAGAAGUGCUUUGGUAACAAAGGGCGUUUUAAUGUAGUAUGUAGCCUACACAGUGACGGUUGACAGUGCUUAUAGAAAUGACAUAUAAGGUUUAGACUUUUUAACUCCCUCAGUAACUGAGGGACUAAAAAGGACUCCAAGUAAUCGUCUGAAAUUCAGUUUACUCUUUUGCCAUAAAAAGGCAAACAACGCGCUAUUUUUCAUAGCUCUUUUAUUUUUGUAGGUGGUGGACUCCUCAUUUGCGAACGGAUUUUAAACGAAGACAAACGUGGCCCAUUGCCUACUCUCAUCUACAGCCUUCUAAUGUUGGUGUCCACGGGUGGAAAAGAGAGAUCAGCUCCAGAAUACAAGCAUCUCCUGGAAAAGCAUGGAUUUAUAGAUGUUCAAGCGAAACGUGUUUAUUUUACUCAAGACGCCAUUUUCUGCAGAAAGAUGUAACAUGCAGCAACCAUUGCAUAAAAUUAAGUUGAAAACUGCCUUACGAUUGACUUAUGGUCAUUGAAUGCCAGUAAAUCGAGUUUAUAUUACAUUAGAAUUGGGUAUCCUUUCCCAGUAGGAUAGCGAUGGCAGCAGUAGCUAUGGCACCGAGCGCAAAUUAACCAUAAUAUAACUGCCCCUGGGGGAGCUUUUCUGGCAGUAUGGCGUUACAGCGUGACAUCGGUCACUCGAAACUCUACGUUUGCAAUCAUGUGACUUAAGCGUUUUCGCUUUUUCCUGUUCCGAAAUAAAUUUCUCGCUGUGUGGUUGAUAUCUUUCGAUGUGGAAGCUUAAGAUCCUUUGAAUUUUUCAAAACCAGCGACUAACGCCCUAUAAAGCGUUACCUUCUCUUUCAGGCAGCUUAGUCAUUGACAGGAAAUGAAAAACAUAAUUUUGAUUUAGGGACGGACCAUUAGAAAAGUUAUGGGGGUGGGGGCGGGUGUCAAAUUUUCGAGCCGCAGGAAUUUUUUUUUCGGUUACCAAAUUCCUUGUAUGACUUUUUUGGGGGUUAAUUGCGUGCAUGAAUUAUUUUGCUUUUAGUUUUCCCUUGCGCGAAUAUUUUUUUGGUGCCUCGUCAGCCCUCCCCCAAAAGUUUUCUAAUCGUCCCUCCCUUAAAUGGGGUAUCAGUUAGGCCUGGUUCAGACGCCGCAGCCUAGUCCCAAGGCGUUCUCGGCUCCGUCAAUCCUGGACUCUACCGUGAGCUGUCACGUCACCGAGAGAUUUUCGCCCACUCUUUCCCAGACUUCGCGCGGACAACGAGGCAAGAGAGAACGCCUAGGGACUAGGCUGUAGACGCCGUACUAUGGAGCGACACUGGCGCUACAUCUGAUUCAGACGGAGUACCGUGUGUCGAGCCUAAGUAAAGUUGGACAAAAGGUCGACAGACUCUGUCGAACUUUUACCACAUCAAACUAAAACUGCCGUACCAAAUUGAUUCAGACACCGCUCUUUGCCGUACCCGUGAAUCAUCACUUAGGUUCGGCACAUGACUCUCGCCUAUGCUUUCUGUCAGUAUUACCCUGAAGUUAAGAUAAUAGUUUGUGACUUGGAGUUAGCCUUGAUUUUAGCUCAUCACUUCCGACAAUCAGUUGAAGCUCAGUGCCCAAAUAAAGCAAACCUCGUCCCCACGGCUUUUCCCUUAAAAAAUGGGUGGGGCGGGAAACGGCCCUGGCUUGUGCAUUAUUCAAAUGCUACAAGUUUAUGAAACGGCGUACCGGCUCUACGUUGUCACGUACAAAAUAUAUCAAAUGCUUCCAAAUGCUAUGCUCAAAUGCUCAAAUGCUAUCAAAUGUAAGUCUUUCUUUGUUGCUAGUCGUUUGAUCGCAGAGGUCAAUAAUUUUUUUAAAAAUACAGUUAAUACAGGCUAAGUCUAAACCAACGCGUGUCGCUACGAUAUGACUGAGACUUAAGGUGAAUAGAACUAGGCUGUGUACGGCGGCCGUCUUCGCAAGAAAUGAAAUAGAAUAUCAGAAGAGUCGAGAAAGCGGACUUUUCCAGUACAUACUUUAUGCAUGUACGAUAGCUGGAUUGUUUGUCAUUUAUACCGCUCUAUAAACAGAAGUUCUACAAAUGUUACUCGCUGACCCCUUCAUAGAAAUGGAAGGAAAGCAAAAAAUUACCAUGGCCAGUAUCUGUGACAAAAAAGAAAUCCUGUAAAACCUUUCGUUAAUCGUCAAGAGAUAUAAGAGGCCGCCCAAGUUCGCGAGGUGUGAAGUUACGCAUAAUUUUAGCUUUUCACAUAGCGCAAAUUUAUUACACCCAGGAUUUUAGGGUGUACGAGGGGACACGUGACCAGCCGAUGCCAGGGCCUUUUCCCGCCCCACCCAUUUUUUAAGGGAAAAGCCCUGGGGACGAGGUUGAAAUUAAGCCAACGUUUCCUUUGCGGUCGGCGAUUCAGUCUUCAAACCUGACACCAUACCAAAGGCUGAAUUGUAUGUGUUGUCUCAACACAUACACGGACUGACUACUGUUGGUCGGAAGUAAAGUAAAAGUAAAAGCUAUUUGAUGUCAUUAUUACCGACACAUCAAAGAGUCUGUGAACACAGACGAAUCGUGCGGUGCAAAAGAUGAAAGUGACGGGGAAUCAGGGGAUGAAGAAUAUGAGGAAGAAUUCGACAGUGGGAAGGACGAGAGCGACAAUGACUUUGUUUUCAACGAUUUGGAUGAGAAGAGUAACUCUUGACAGACAAUUCAGUUCAUAUCAGAUGACCAAAUAUGUGAAGUUGUUGUUCUAGGUUCAUGAGACGUAAAUAUUAAUAUAGACGUCACUUGCUUAGAUACAUGUAUAUUAACACUGGCUUUUGUGGUGACUGGUAUAGAAGAGGGGGGAUCAUGAAAUCUUGCACCGUCAAAUUAUGUGUGGGGAUCAAACCCACUCUGCAUGCUUUAAGGGGGGAUCACGUAGGUGCUCCGUUGUCACAACAAAAAUCCUUUGUCUCUCCCCUCUCUGAGGCGAUAAAUAAUGACCGGUCCCUAAUAAAGUACGUAAACAGGCAACAACAAAAAUUUUGUCUCUCUUUCUGAACUUAGAUAUGGUCCCUAGGAAUUCUAGCUUAGUUGGUGGGUUCGCCUUCAUUUGUCAAAGUCAUUUGGUAAUAAAAAAACGUACAAAUUCACUUUUUAAGAGACCUUCUCCUUGCCGUAGCGUUCUUUUAAAGUCACUAAUUAUUAGAGCAUGCGCUAACGCUGUUAUCAGCUCUUGGCUCCGGCACUAUACUGGACGCCAUGAAAAUCAUACCGGAUCGAUAGGGCUUCUGUUCACACAUAAGAACAGUUGUGGCGCGAUUUCUGUGACGCAGCGAAGCUGCGGCGCGCAGAUCUCUAAAGAGGAGAGUCACAUUCGGAUAGGUGUUCACACUAUAACGGAUAGUUUUGCUUGCGCCAGGAAAAGCCAUCACGGUGUAGUGUAAACAUAACCUAACGGCGCUUUCCAUAAGUCAGAACUGGCCGGCCGGACCAUGGCCAGACCAGGCAUUUUGGCAAUGAAAGAGGCGUUUUCCAAGAGGUUUUGCUGAAAAACCAUCUCCUUUGAGCAUAAUGUGUAGGAUUUGACUGAUCUGGAUGGUUGUUGUUGAUUAAAAGUGAAAUUCUCAUUACGAUGGGAAUGGGCUGGCCAGUUAGUUCUGACAAAUGGAAAGCGCCCUGGGUUGACUGGGAGACUCGCAGGCUUACCCUCUUUCCCAUUAGACAACUUUUCUCUCUAAACGGGGCCUUUCAAAGGGCGCCCGCGGGAUGUUAGGAAAUUAUUGCGUCAUUGUAGCGGGAAAACUCGUCACGUGAUCUGAAAACUGAGCUUUGUACAAUAGUCUAGGAACUGUGUAGUCAUUCGGAGUCGUGGAGCUGAUCGAGUGUGUAGAUUAAGUGUCGAUCAUCGAGAUUGUACGCCAAUUGAUGUCCAUGAAUUCUUUAAGUGUAAAACAGAGUACAGAAUUCUAAAAUAUGAACAUGUGAAGAAAUAUACUUUCAAGGGAUUGACGAAAUAAAGCUAAAUGGAACUGGUUGGUUCACACAUAAUUCGUGACACGGGGUAUUACACGACAGCAUAUCAAGCUGAUCAUGCAAUAGCCAAACUAGUUUUGAGCCGGUUAGAAUCCAGUUACUUUAAGGAAAUUGAGUAAUUUUAAUUUUCAGUGGACAAAAACCUUGUACCAGAAUAAUUUAAACAAUAUUGCAUUCUUUUUGACAUUUUUCAAGGGCUAUAGAUGUAAUUAGUUAUCUGUAAUAACACCAAAGAAAAUUUCUUAUGGAAGCCCUAGAAAACGUAUGUCAAAUUGCACAAAAUUACAUCUUACACAUGAAAUUUUCAGAAUUUUACCUAUGUUUUCACAAUUCUUGUAAAAUUUGACUUUUAUUUUCUCGGGCUCUCAUGAUGGAUGGAUUCCGUGUUAAUUUAUUCGUCCCCAUUUUAAGACUUAAAUGACGUUGAGGGCAGAAGCUUUUUUACUAGCGUCAAUUAAGUGGCUUGGAUUUCAUUACUCAGUGUAUAACACAUAGCGUUCGGGAUAACAGCUCGCGUAUUUCUAAAAAAAAAAAAAGACAAAAUGAGUGAAACAAAAAAAACUCAAGUUCCUUCUCCUAUGCCACAGACGUUUUAUAGGCUAAUAGACGGUUUUCGUCUGUCUAAACAGGGGCACCCAACGAGAAUAUAGUUCAAAACCACUUAAACAUAGAAUUGUUAAACGUAUUUUAGUAUUUAAACGGCAGGUAUGGCAUAUUUUUAUCCCCUAAAAAUUUCUCAUCUGUUCGGAUUUCCUAGCUGAAAGUCAAGUGAUCCGAAAAUUAUAGGGAUCAAAACUUACCUUUUCGAAAAUUUUAGCCAGAAAAAAGGCUCCCGAAAAUUCUAGCUGACCUUUUUAGGGUAAAAAUCCGUUAAAAAUAGGCAAUUAUACCAUUUUUUAGAUGUCCGAAAAUCCUAGGAGAGGCAGGCAAGCAAGAAAUUUUACAACAAAUGUUCCGAAAAUUCUAGAUCUCAAAUCGUCUUCCCAACAGAUAUUUUUCCGAAAAUUGUCGUUGGGUGCCCCAGUCUAAAGCGCUAUUUGCAGCAUGUGAAUUGGAAGUCUUCGACAAACUGCGAUCCGCAUCCUCACCACAAUCGGCCGACGAUAUAACAACGGCAUUGUCCUCCGAUGUUGACGCCACUACACGUCUCAUGGACACCCUUGUGGCAAUGGAAUUGCUAGAAAAAUUCAAACAGGGUGACCAGUGGUUGUACAGUAAUUCUGAAAUGGCCACUAAAUUUCUCACCAAAGACAGUCCAGAUUCGUAUCUAGAUAUAAUUGCAUUUACAAACAAAACGCUGUAUCCUAUCUUUGGAAAUUUAGAAAGCGCAGUUCUUGAAGGAACUACGCAGUGGAAGAAGACGUUUGGAAUGUCUGUGGAAGACUGGUUUCCCAAUGUUUGUAACACCGAAGAAGCCAAAUUACGGUUCAUGGGGGCCAUGCAUUGUAAUUCACUCUAUGCAAGUUAUGCUGCUGUUAAAGCCAUUGAUCUAAGCGCGUACAGAAGCUGCUGUGAUCUAGGGGGUAAGUCAAAAAACGGAAAGCUCGAAUACAUCACACGAUAUUUUUAAACCUUUGCCUGUCAGCGCUGUGAAAACAAUACUGGCUGAAGUUUAUUCCACCUCUUCUGAACGAGCAAUAUAAAGAAACCACGAUCAACAAGAAGACGCCCGAAGGCGUUUAGGCGGGAUGUGUUGGUGUAAGUAAGAAUUACCAGUAUGUUGAAUGGCAAUGGAAAGUUGAGUAGUGUAUGCAACAAAUGUGUGAAAGGAGAGACGGAGAUGUUCUGUUAAGGACUAAUACACAAGAAGAUGAAUUACAUACAAGGGUUCCUUUGCUACUCAAAACAAAACUUACAUCAAUAUUACCACCAUAUAUGUUAGGAGUAUGGGGUAGUUCACUAAAAUUUGCAUUCCUUUACUAAUAUCCUCAAAAAAUGCACUCCACAUUCAACAAUAGCAUGUAAUGUAUCAUACUUUCAAUAACUACAGGGGUGCAAGGCUGUGCUCUAGGGAAAAUUUCAGGGAGCCUUUCGGGCUCUCCAAGCAUUCUUAGCUGGGAUGCCCGGGCCUCCAAGUUGGUCGCCCAAAUUAAUAAAUCAAUGAGCUGUUAGUUAAAUUAUUUUCUUAACAAGUCAAGCAGAAUUUUGUGAAUAUUUUUUUCAUGCAAAAUCACAUCCCUUUGACUGGGCUCCUGAGCGUGCGAAAAAAAAAACCCCGCAUGUUGUCAUAUGAAAGUAAGUUUUCGCGCCAUAUUAGAAACAUGGGCAACGCCGCCGAAUAUUUCAUGUUUUUUAAAUAGAAAAGUAAGAUUCUGGUCUGUUUAUGUCUAGUUGGAGUUAUGAAAACCGGGUUAGCACACAUUUGUAAUUUUUCGCAACUUCCCCUGUCUAAUAGCUUGACAUAUGUUUACUGUGUUGGUUGGUUAUGUCGUUUUUUUUUUUUUGCUUGUUUUGUGGCUAGGGAUCCUUGUAGAAGUAGAUGUAGACUGAAUUACUAUCUUACCCCCCCUCCCGAUUUUUUUCCUUACCUACAAUUCUUUCUUUAACACAAGUGACAGUUAUUUGAAAUCAGCGCGCGCCUAAAGCUGGUUUCGGUGCCGCUUAGCAGUCACCUUGAGAAAAGUUUCCCGGAGAGCAUCAUGUAAAGCUCUGAGAUGGGACAAAGUUAUUACGAUUCGCAAGUCUGACUCCUGUUCAAAAUCCGUUAAGAAAUUGUGUAAAUCGCUCCUAUUUAGCAGAAAAAUGGCCACAACAGCCUUCAACAGAAAUAAGAUAGAGAUGGAGAAACGCGUUAAUUACCGUUUUUAACAUUCCCGAUGGGGAAAACAAGGCUACCUUUUUGGAGGUUACGUGUCUGCCAAGAAUUUUUCGCUGGGUUUACACAAAAAUUCUAUCCAAGCAAGAUUUUCGGAAAAUUAGUUGUAAAUGUGGUAAACAGCAAACGAUCUAUGAAAUGAAAAUUUAAAAUUCCAUAUUUCUCUCUGCUCUAGGGGCUGUAGGAACUCUCGCCUAUGCUCUCUGUCAGUUCUACCCUGAAAUGAAGAUAACAGUUUGUGACUUGGAGCCAGCCGUGAGUUUAGCCCAUCACUUCCGACCAUCAGUGGAAGCAUGCCCAAAUCAAGCCAAUGUUUCAUUUGCGGUCGGCGAUUUCUUCAAACCUGAAACCAUACCGAAGGCUGAGCUGUAUGUGUUGUCUCACGUUCUCCACGACUGGUCAGAGGAUAAAGUUGACUUGAUUCUUUCAAAUGUCUACAAGUGCUUACCCUCAGGUAAUUUCAAUAGAAAGAAGGUUUUACCGUUCUUUAACGGAUCCAGCACGCACGUACGGAAGUACGUGCAUGAAAUUAAAUCCAAGCAGAAAAUACUAGGUGCCGCACGUAACUUACAGUUCGGAUCAAGAAAACAAGGUUUAUCAUGUCUCUCGUUUAAUUACAAACUGAGAGGGCAUCGAGGAUUACAGUUCAAACAGGAAAGCUGUAAAUGAUCGAUGUGAAUGAAAUCCUACACACGAGCGUCAAAAAUCGUGGCUUUGUGACCGCAAAACACUUAACACACCCAUAUUAAACUCCAAACUUACAAGAAACGCCGUAACAGCUUUACAAUGUUUUUUCCCUCAUGAAUUGUAACCAAAACGAACUUUAAUUCUGAAUUCACGGUCUUAAGUCUUUAAGCGAAAUGAGCCCGCGAACUGACUGAUGAAGAAGUGCUUUGGUAACAAAAGGUGUUUUAAUCUAGUAUGCAGACUACACGGUGACGGUUGACAGUGCAUAUAGAAAUGGCACAUAAGAUUAUUGUAUGACCAAUCAUCUAUCAUUUCAGACGAUUACUUCGACAAUGUUGGAGACGUUUUAACUCCCUCAGUAACUGGGGGACUAAAAACGACUGGGAGUAAUCGUCUGAGAUUUAGGCUACUCUGGUGCCAUCAAAGGCAAACAACGCGCCAUUUUUCAUACCUCAUUUAUUUUUCUAGGUGGGGGACUCCUCAUUUGCGAACGGAUUUUAAACGAAGACAAACGUGGCCCAUUGCCUACUCUCAUUUUCAGCCUUCUAAUGUUGGUGUCCACAGGUGGAAAAGAGAGAUCAGCUCCAGAAUUCAAGCAUCUCCUUGAAAAGCAUGGGUUUAUAGAUGUUCAAGCGAAACGUGUUUAUUUUACUCAAGAUGCCAUUUUCUGCAGACAGAUGUAA